AUGAAAGCUUUUGCCGCGAUUUUGUCUGAGAUUGAGAACAUGAGAAGUCGUGCCGAAAAGGCGAUGAACUUAAGCCUCCAAAAAGAGUUUGAAAAUCCAAAGACGACUGGAGAGGCUGCUGGUGGGAUUUCCCGCCUCCACCCCGAAAAAGUCUCGGAGUACUUUACGACCUUUGUCGAGAAAGUUUCGAAGAGUCUUUUGCGCACAAACGAAAAGAUUUUUGAAAAGAAGACGGACACCAAUAUGAACUACAACACGUUCUUAUCUGCGGCUGGAGUUGGGUUUACUGACGCUGUCAAAACUGUUUGUGAAGUCAACCAAAAAGCUUUUAAAGACAAAUUCAGUGUUGACCAAUCCUACUUUGACAACGCCAUUGGUUGUGCAAUCAACUUAUUCUUUAAAAAUUGCAACGACGUCAUUUCGAUAGCGUCUGGUGUUGUUAAGCCCGAAUUAAAAGUUGUUGAGGUACUCAGAGGAGUCACCGACGCCUCGUCCAAAAUUAAAGUGCUUUACAUGUACGGAGAUUAUGCAAAAUACACGGAGAAUGCCGUGGAGAACGCCGCACGGUUUGCUGUUCAUGAAUUGUGUGUGAAAGCGGCAAUCAUUGCUGGUGGGAUAUUUGAUGGAGUUGGUGUUGAGACGGAGAUGUGUGUGAUGAGAGGUUUUGUUGGGUUCACUGCGAUGAGUGACAAACGGAAUAGUCAAGUCUCAGAAGUGCAACGAAUCAUAAAAGAGCGGAUUGAGGGGAUUGCAGCCAUCUCUGGUGUCAAAGAAGCAAUUUCGUCGGCAUUAAAAGAAUGUGGAAAUAACAUUCUGGAGGUUUUCAUGAAGAAAGCAAGAGAUGUGUGCGACAAGAAACCGUUUGUAUGUAUCUCGGUAGGUGGUUGGAUUGGUGUUGCGAAGAUUCCCGACUUCAUUGCAAGUUGUUUGAAGAUCACAACUUUGAAUCCCGAAUUGAAAAAAGAAUAUGACGAUUUGCCAAAGGAGUUAGUGAAGAAGUUUACUGACGUUGUUGGUGACGACAUUCAUAACAAAUUCACAAAUUUGCUGAGUAUGAGUGAUAUUAAUAUUCCAAGCAACUUAAUUGUGAGACAAGGGACUUUAGAUGUUUCCACAUUGAUGGUUGGAAUAUCAAAUAUCUUGAAAGUGUACUUCCCAGAGAGUAAUAGUCCAAGCGUGAAAAAAGAGGAAAAGAGUAAGGUGUUUUAUUUUGAUACGGACGAUAAGGAAGGCGAGCUUGAAUUGGAGCGAUCAAGUAUUGUCGAAUGUUUGGUUGGAAAAGCAAUGAAAAAGAUGAAAAACGAAUUGCCACUUUACACAACACCACCAGAAAACGGACUCACUUUAAAACAAUUCCAGCAAUACCAUGUCGAUUUAAUGGUGUUUGCAACGACCAUUUCUGAUGUUCUUAAAAUCAAUAAUUCACGUAUCGAAAGUUACAUCACACAAAUCAAACUCCGACUUGAAUCGUGCUGUUCUGAAGGUGCUCUUGCUGCGGCCAAUGAAGUUACAUUAGUUAAGGAGGCGAUGCUUAAGAUUAACAAUUAA
Entamoeba invadens IP1 is the source of this 1548-nucleotide messenger RNA. RefSeq lists its product as hypothetical. Bases 1 to 1548 code for a protein of 515 amino acids. NCBI's taxonomy places the organism in Eukaryota, Evosea, Mastigamoebida, Endamoebidae. The record is from RefSeq and is a predicted model, not a curated record. The transcript has 2 exons.